GAAUGAUGGACGAGAGCGAGGCGGUGUCCGAUUUCGCGCCACAGAAGCCGGCGAGACAGUUGGAUUUCACGGCAAUCUGUAGAUCGUCGGCGGCGGCGAGUGUGGCGUUGACGGAGCAUCAAGAGCCCCCGGCCCAGCCGCAGCCGCCCCCGCAGUUCGGCACGCAGCUCGAGUUUCGGUUGCCGUCUGAAUCGGAAUCGCGGCGACAAUCCCAGUCGGAGAAGGCGGUUCAGUGGCAGCCUCGGCAAAUUCAGCCGCGUCUUUUCCGCCCGGUGCAACUUCAGUCGCCAUUGCAGCCGCCGCAGGUUCAGUAUCAGUUGAAGUUCUGUGUGCCACAAGGGAAACCGCCACAAGUACAGCUCAGUCUCCACCACCACGGAUAAUGAUCUUGAAUUCGAAUUUGCAGCCGCAGCCACAGCCGCAGCUGCAGGUGAUUCCGUCGACACAGCAGACACAUCCUCUGCAUAAGGUUCCAGUUCCGGCAGUGGAAGUUGGCAAGCCAGAAUCUCCCAUUUCACGGCCACAGAUUGCUACUGAAGCAAAAUAUUUUACUCCUACAAAGCCAAAGCUUUGUAAUUGCAAGAGUUCUCGAUGUCUGAAACUGUACUGCGAAUGUUUUUCAGCUGGAGUUUAUUGUGAUGGUUGCAACUGCAUGAACUGUCAGAAUAAUGAAGAAAAUGAGCCUACAAGGAAAUUUGCUGUUAGAGCAAUCUUAGAAAGAAAUCCGGAGGCGUUUAGACCAAAGAUUGCUACCAGUCCUCAUGGAUUACAAGAUAAUGGGGAUGUGGGGGGAAUUCAAAUGGUGGGAAAGCACAACAAAGGAUGUCAGUGCAAGAAAUCUGGGUGCCUCAAGAAAUACUGUGAAUGUUUCCAGGCUGGUGUUUUGUGCUCUGAAAAUUGUAAAUGCAAGGAUUGCAAGAACUUUGAAGGAAGUGAAGAAAGAAUGACUCUCUUCCAUGGUACCCAUGAUGCUAUGGCCUACAUCCAACGAGCAGCCAAUGCCGCGAUCAAUGGAGCGGUUGGUUCCUCAGGAUAUGGGGUCCCUCCAGCUAUGAAGAAGAUAAAACUUGACAAUUUUUCCAGUAUGCCCCGUAAUGGUAGAUCCAGCCGAGCAAGUGCCCGGUAUCAGCAGGAAAGAAAGUCUGGAGCUUAUGUCGCUGGUGUGGCUUCUUCCCCAUCCACAUCUAUAUUUUACCCAGCUAAUGCAGCAAUGCCAGGACCUUCCAAAUUCACAUACAGAUCUCCGCUGGCAAACAUGCUCCAACCAGAGGACAUGAAGAAAUUCUGCUCAUUACUGGUUUCCAUCUCUACCGAAGCUAGGACUACAUUUGCAGAGAAGGAAGCCCAGACAGAUCAGCAGAAAGAACAGGAAGACAUUGAAGACUCACUCCCUCUGUUUGCUAAAGCAUUAGAGCAUGGUCAAAAGGAUAGUGCUGUUCAGAAAGGCAUGAAUGAUGACAACUUGAGUAGGAGUCUAGCAGAAAGAGAAGGAACAAUUGAUUGUGCGUCCAGUGGAGAGGCUUUGCAAAAUGAUCAGCCAGUUUCCCCUGAAACGCUUGCAUUGAUGUGUGAGGAAAAAGAUGCUAUGCACAUGUUAGAUGGACUUGAAAAUGGAGUUUAUGACCAUACCUGUCCCACUAGUGCUAAAUUUAAUAGUGGAGGAGACCGUAGGGGGGCCUAUGUGGAGCAGGAAAAGGUUGUCCUAACAACAUUCUUGCACUUCCUCGACAAUCUCAUCACUCAUAGAAGUAAAGACACAUUGUUCGGUCCAGCACUUCAAACUGAGACAAGAAAACGGCCAGAACUCCAAAAUGACUGCACAACAGCUGGAAGUGAGCCAGAGAAUCGCCCUAACUGCAAUGGGGUAAAGUUUCCUCCUACAGAAACUAUAGUGGAAUCUCAGAUAGACAGUGGAGUCUCCUGUUCUAAAGAAAGUUCAACUUUAACCAUGGGAUUGGCUACUGAUAAUGCUCAUCUAACCUCCAAGAUUGAAAAUUUGUUGUGAUUCGAAGAAAACAGCUGAUGAGGCACAUUUUUGGCUUUUCAUUACGCAGAUGCAGCAUUUUAUUAGGUCCAAUAGAUAUCCUCUGGCAGAAACUAACUAGAGCUUCACUCAUUUUUUUAUUCGUUUUAACGAUUGGGAAGUGGUUUUUCUAGUUUCCCCUUUUCCCCAUAAUUAACAUUCUAUAUUUAAAUUUGGCUAAUUAUUUUUCUUAAGUUCAUGCA
Molecule: messenger RNA, 2226 nt
Organism: Eucalyptus grandis
Lineage: Eukaryota; Viridiplantae; Streptophyta; Magnoliopsida; Myrtales; Myrtaceae
Product: protein tesmin/TSO1-like CXC 5
Exons: 8
Coding region: 383-2005 (540 amino acids)
Biological process (GO): regulation of DNA-templated transcription
Cellular component (GO): nucleus
Source: RefSeq, a predicted model, not a curated record